Molecule: messenger RNA, 1244 nt
Organism: Ochlerotatus camptorhynchus
Lineage: Eukaryota; Metazoa; Arthropoda; Insecta; Diptera; Culicidae
Product: opsin-1-like
Exons: 1
Coding region: 124-1233 (369 amino acids)
Biological process (GO): phototransduction; cellular response to light stimulus; visual perception
Cellular component (GO): plasma membrane
Molecular function (GO): G protein-coupled photoreceptor activity
Source: RefSeq, a predicted model, not a curated record
UUUCUUGGUACUGUAAGAUUGAAGUAGUUCGCCUCUGUAGCGAUUUUCUUCGUCUUGCAUUGAAACAUCAGUGGUGAAUUUGUUCUUUUUUUGCAAAGCAUCAAAACACAAAUCUAGUCAACAAUGGCCUCGUACGGAUCGUGGAUGGCGCAAUCGGUCGCCGGAAACCUAACUGUGGUGGACAAGGUUCCCGCGGAUAUGCUGCACAUGGUGGACGCCCAUUGGUACCAGUUCCCGCCGAUGAACCCACUGUGGCACUCGUUGCUGGGAUUUGCCAUCGCCAUCCUCGCCUUAAUAUCCGUGGUCGGCAACGGAAUGGUCAUGUACAUCUUCACCAACACCAGGACGCUCCGGACCCCAUCCAACCUGCUAGUGGUCAAUCUAGCCUUCUCUGACUUCCUGAUGAUGUUUACUAUGGGACCGCCGAUGGUGAUCAAUUGCUACAACGAGACCUGGGUCUUCGGGCCACUCGCUUGCCAGGUCUACGGUAUGUUUGGAUCACUGUUCGGCUGUGUCUCGAUCUGGACCAUGACUCUGAUCGCGUUCGACCGUUACAAUGUCAUCGUCAAGGGCCUCUCUGCUAAGCCUCUGACCAACAACGGUGCUCUGACUCGCAUCCUUGGUGUGUGGGUAGCUUGUCUUGCCUGGACCUUGGCCCCAUUAGUCGGCUGGAACCGAUACGUUCCAGAGGGUAACAUGAGCGCUUGUGGAACUGACUAUCUCACCGAUACCUGGAGCAGCCGGUCGUACAUCUUGGUGUACUCGUUCUUCGUCUACUUCGCCCCGUUACUGAUGAUCAUCUACUCGUACAUCUUUAUCAUCAAGGCCGUGUCUGCCCAUGAAAAGAACAUGCGCGAACAGGCCAAGAAGAUGAACGUUGCCUCGUUGCGAUCGUCCGAAGCCCAGAACACCAGCACCGAAAUGAAACUGGCCAAGGUCGCUUUGGUCACUAUCUCACUGUGGUUCAUGGCAUGGACUCCGUAUCUGAUCAUCAACUACAUGGGUAUCUUCAAGGCCUCGCCUAUCAGCCCUCUGGCCACUAUCUGGGGAUCGCUGUUUGCCAAAGCCAAUGCCGUGUACAACCCGAUCGUGUACGGUAUCAGCCAUCCGAAGUAUCGAGCUGCGCUGUACAAGGAGUUCCCAACGCUGUCCUGCACGGAUGCCGCCGAUGAUUCCCAGUCGAUGGCCUCCGAGGGUACCGCCGUUGUUAUGAGUGAAAAGCCUGCCGCCUAACGCUUGGUUGA